Molecule: messenger RNA, 1586 nt
Organism: Hibiscus syriacus
Lineage: Eukaryota; Viridiplantae; Streptophyta; Magnoliopsida; Malvales; Malvaceae
Exons: 7
Coding region: 126-1523 (465 amino acids)
Cellular component (GO): membrane
Source: RefSeq, a predicted model, not a curated record
UCCAAAAGCUUAAUUAUUACUUUCCUUCCUGUUCCAAGAUUAUAGUUAGAAAUUACAAUUUACCUGUUCCCUAGCUUAUUCAGAAAUAAAAUUGAUGAGAAAGGAGCAAUCUUGGUUUAGCAGCCAUGGUUUGCCCAUUAACAAGAACGUGGAAGCUGACAGUAGCAGUAGCGAGUGGCUAUGGUUCCACUCGUUGCAGUAAUUUGAACUCCAUGUUUAAUUCCUUCCUUUCCAAUAAACAAAUUACAAGGCAGAAUUUGGCUAAUUUGUCUUUUGAUCCCACUUCUUCUUCAUCUUCUCUGAGCUCUUGUUUGUCUAAUUCUCCUUUGGCUGCUUACUCAGACAACAAAAAAUGUGUACCAAAUGCAAGAAACAAUGAGACAGAUGUGCACAGAGAUGACAGAUUUGGAAAAGAACUCAGACCCAAAAUUACGGAGCUUGAAGAAAAUCAGCCUUGGCUGCAUAAACUUGUGUUUACAUCCAAGAAGAUCAGGAGUGUUCUCUUGCUCAAUUUCAUCACCAUUGUUUAUGCAAGUGAUAUUCCAGUUAUAAAAACAGUUGAAUCUAUAAUGGACCCGGCACCCUUCUCCGCGGUGCGGUUCGUGAUGUCGGCCAUCCCAUUCUUGCCGUUCGUGCUUCGAGCUCGAGACGAUGUUAAGACGCUGAAAGCGGGGAUAGAGUUGGGACUUUGGGUCAGUUUGGGUUACUUUGUUGAGGCAAUUGGUCUACUUACAGCUGAUGCUGGCCGUGCAUCGUUCAUUUCUCUGUUUACAGUUAUGGUGGUACCAGUGCUCGAUAGCAUGUUGGGAGCUAUAAUACCUGCUCGUACUUGGUUCGGUAUUCUCAUGUCUGCACUCGGUGUUGCUAUGCUAGAAUGCAGCGGUUCCCCACCGAACAUUGGAGACCUGCUAAGCUUUCUGAGCGCUAUAUUUUUCGGAAUUCACAUGCUUCGGACAGAACAUCUUUCAAGAAGCACAAAGGAGGAGAACUUCUUGGCACUUCUUGGAUAUGAGAUUUGUGUGGUUGCUCUGUUUUCGACACUGUGGGUUGUAAUUCAAGGAUGGCUUGAUGGCGACCAAGAUUUCGAUAAAUCAUCUUUGACAUGGGAAAUGUUAUGGGAUUGGAUGAUGGCCUUUCCAUGGCUACCUGCCCUAUAUACAGGCAUAUUCUCAACUGGAUUGUGUCUAUGGAUAGAGAUUGCUGCUAUGCGUGAAGUGUCAGCAACAGAAACAGCCAUCAUAUAUGGAAUGGAGCCGGUAUGGGGAGCUGGUUUUGCAUGGUUUCUCCUCGGUGAACGGUGGGGCACAACCGGAUGGAUCGGGGCUGCUCUCGUGCUCAGUGGAAGCUUAAUGGUGCAAAUGUUGGGAACAUCAGCUGCAAAAGGACCGAUAGACGUGGAAAAAGGAAAUCAGAAAGGCAAUCUGCAGCGGGUUUCCGGAAUGGACAAAGGAAAAUUGCAGAAGAAGUUGUCUACUACACCAAUUGUUGUGAGAACCAGAAAGGAUGUGAGGGAUAUGUUUUAAGUUAUCCAUGUCACAAAUGCUUUUCUAACUAUACCCUGCUGCCUUGUAUAACUGUUCAUAGAC